This is a messenger RNA of Melampsora larici-populina 98AG31, 312 nucleotides long. RefSeq lists its product as uncharacterized. The record is from RefSeq and is a predicted model, not a curated record. The transcript is spliced from 2 exons. Gene Ontology annotation, biological process: signal transduction. Bases 1 to 312 code for a protein of 103 amino acids. Lineage: Eukaryota; Fungi; Basidiomycota; Pucciniomycetes; Pucciniales; Melampsoraceae.
AUGAAUGCAAUAGAUUGCAAGGACAAAUUGGAUAACAUCAUGACUCAUAAAAGAAUCACACUUCAUCAUACUACUUCAAAGCCAAUUCUUCUGAAGUUCAAUAAACAAUUACUCAAUGAACUAAUCAAUCUUUAUCAUUCUUCUCCAAUUCUAUUAUGUAGAUCAGGAGAUUCAGUAAGAUCAGCUAUAGUAAAACAAAUAAUAAUCAUUCAACAAAACGGAUACACUCAAGACAAGCUCCUUUCUUUCAAAGUAACAAUCUACAAAAACUUAAUAUUUCAAGUGCAACUUUCCUGUUCUCAAACAUCUUAA